Messenger RNA from Oreochromis aureus, 1410 nucleotides. Its product is annotated as mucin-5AC-like. NCBI's taxonomy places the organism in Eukaryota, Metazoa, Chordata, Actinopteri, Cichliformes, Cichlidae. The record is from RefSeq and is a predicted model, not a curated record. The transcript has a single exon. The annotation marks the transcript as partial.
ACAACACCGAAUCCAACAACCACAACAGCAACAACCACAACAGCCGCACCAACAACCAUGACUGCAGCUCCAACAACCACAACAGCCGCAACAACAUCCACUACUGCAUCUCCCACAACCACAACAGCGGCACCAACAACCACAACAGCAGCACAAACAACCACAACAGCAUCACCAACAACCACAUCAGCGUCAGCAACCACCACAACAGCAGCACCAACAACCACAGCUGCAGCUCCAACAACCACAACACCGGCUCAAACAACCACAACAGCAACAACCACAACAGCCGCACCAACGAUGAUGAUUGCAGCUCCAACAACGACAACAGCAGCAACAACAACCACGACUGCAGUUCCAACAACCACAACAGCCGCAGCAACAACCACGACUGCAUCUCCAACAACCACAACAGCCGCACCAACAUCCACAACAGCCGAGGCAACAACCACGACUGCAGCUCCAACAACAACAACACCGACUCCAACAACCACAACAACAACCACAACAGCCGCAACAACAUCCACUACUGCAUCUCCCACAACCACAACAGCGGCACCAACAACCACAACAGCAGCACAAACAACCACAACAGCAACAACCACAACAGCCGAGGCAACAACCACGACUGCAUCUCCAACAACCACAACACCGACUCCAACAACCACAACAGCAACAACCACAACAGCCGCACCAACAACUACAACUGCAGCUUCAACAACAACAACACCGACUCCAACAACCACAACAGCAACAGCAACAACCACGACUGCAGCUCCAACAACCACAACACCCACAGCAAAAACUACAACUGCAGCUCCAAUAACAACAACACCGACUCCAACAACCACAUCCGCGUCAGCAACCACCACAACAGCAGCACCAACAACCACAACAGCCGAGGCAACAACCACAACUGCAUCUCCCACAACCACAACAGCGGCACCAACAACCACAACAGCAGCACAAACAACCACAACAGCAUCACCAACAACCACAACAGCCGAGGCAACAGCCACGACUGCAUCUCCAACAACCACAACACCGACUCCAACAACCACAACAGCAACAACCACAACAGCCGCACCAACAACCACGACUGCAGCUCCAACAACCACAACACCCACAGCAAAAACUACAACUGCAGCUCCAAUAACAACAACACCGACUCCAACAACCACAACAGCAACAGCAACCACCACAACAGCAGCACCAACAACCACAACAGCCGAGGCAACAACCACAACUGCAUCUCCCACAACCACAACAGCGGCACCAACAACCACAACAGCCGAGGCAACAACCACGACUGCAUCUCCAACAACCACAACACCGGCUCCAACAACCACAACAGCGGCACCAACAACCACAACAGCAGCACAAACAACCACAACAGCAUCAACAACAACC